Molecule: messenger RNA, 1877 nt
Organism: Neurospora tetraspora
Lineage: Eukaryota; Fungi; Ascomycota; Sordariomycetes; Sordariales; Sordariaceae
Exons: 1
Coding region: 89-1384 (431 amino acids)
Source: RefSeq, a predicted model, not a curated record
UCGUGAUUUAGCAAACAGGAGCCUUUCAGCUCAACCCCCGUCUCCAGCGCUCACCCCAUCGCACUUAAAUGCUGACUUGACUGUCAGUAUGGAUCAAAAAAUUACCCGGGAGGUCAAGGCCAAGGUCGAGCAAAAGAUCAAGGAUCUUGCUGAUACUCAGUACAAAGCGGUUGCUCAUCGAGUAGAUCUUAUCUACCGCGAUUCGAUCGAGCCGUUCCAGACAAAGUGCCUGUGUAUUGAGGAAGAACUGGCGAAGAUGAGGGAGGAGAACUUGAAGAGACAGCAGGCUGAGGAGAAGAUGAGAGAGGAGCUGUGGGGGGUGAUUCGCAAGAUGCAGACUGAAAUCGAGGAGUUGAAGAAGGGGCGUGCCCGAGAAAGUGUUGAGGAGAGGUUCACUGCAGACGCCUUCGACAGCAUCAACCAAAACAACGGCACCAUCACAAAGACGAGAAGCCGUGGACACAUACGGAAGGAUAGUCAGCCGACAACUGAAGAUUGGGCUGCUUUGGAAGCGUUUGAGUUGAGUCCGAUGAGCAUGAGGGGGCCGACUUCUCGGGAGGAGAACGUGCAGAAUUACACGUCCUCCGCGCUGGUGCCGUUCAGUUCUCAGGUCGACAAGAACACAAAUGCUCCCAGCACAAAGGGACUCGGUCAAACUGGAACCCCGGGCUCGGUGGUAAGCGGCUUGGACUUGACCACUCGACCAGCUAACAGAGGACAACAGAGUGUGGCCAGUCUUCGAAAUACACACAUCGCCGACUCCGAGCCUACGAUUCCCUAUCCGAAAUUUCGCGCACACAGUAAUGGUAUUAUCCUUCUGGCAUCCGAUAGCGACGAUGAAAACUGCUCGGAAUCGACAGCCUCCGCGAAGAGAGGCUCUACCUCCCAGUUUUCUCUCCGUCCAGGAAGACAUUCUCAAGGUACGGGAGCAACAACGACAUCUCGCAGCCGCAGUCCCCGUCCCAGUCUCGACGCGAGCUUCCGCGUCCGCGACGAUUCACAAUCCGUGACCAAGUCCAAGUCACGCUCAACCCACCGCCGCUCCACCUCCUCGAGCUCCAUUCAAAGCAUUCCCAACGACAACGACAUCGACCUCUCCUCCCAGUCAAUCCCUUCCCGCUUCCAACCGAGCCGCCGAACCAAGUCGGCUAAUGAGCUGAUUGACAAACACCUCUCCUUCAUCCCUAACGGGUGGCGGACGAUCAUUGCCAACACGGCCAAGCAGCUGAGCCCAGAGGACUGGGAUCGGUCAGAUGCGAGAGUGUUGAAGAAGCUGGAGGAGCAUUGCACGGCUUUCAGCAACUUGGAGGAGAUUCUGCCGGAUGUCAGGAUGGCUGUGCCGGCUUUAAGGGAGUUGAUGAGAGAGUUGGGGAGACAUCCUUAAACGUCCUAGGAUGAGGACUCUUGAGGAGAAUGAUUGUGUUGGAGGAGGAAGAUUAUUUGCUUGAACACUUGCUCAAUGGACGAGAUUUCGGUCAGUAAAAAUGAAGGAUGUCAGCCAAAUGAUGGAGUUUACAUGUAUGGGAAUCAAGGGACUAGACCUAGGUUUUAUCUGGGAUCUUUUCUGAUCUUGGAGUUGUUGAUGGCGUGAACGUCGACGUCGACGUCGACGAGGAACACCCCUUUUCAUGACCCUAACCCUAGCAAAUGGAUGGAUGUAGCCAGAGCGCAAACUGUACGAUUAGAUAGACUCGAAGGUUGAUCAAUCUGAGACAAAAAGGAACUUGCUAUCAAUGGCUUCCCUCAAUAGACAGCCGAUUAAAGUAAUGAUCUUCUUUAACAAAAGCUUCGCCGACGAAAUCUAGACUUAGUCUGGUGAUGUUUACAAGGCGGUUCGUGAUCUGCGGUGGUGGACGGAUCGCCGGACAACUCUUGCG